Messenger RNA from Cuscuta campestris, 1584 nucleotides. The record is from the annotation of a GenBank genome assembly. Lineage: Eukaryota; Viridiplantae; Streptophyta; Magnoliopsida; Solanales; Convolvulaceae.
AAUUCUAGAUAGAGAAAACAUUAGGGUUGCCGUCCUCUUGUCGUUCCGUGGCCGUUCGCUGCACUCCGACCGUCUCUUCGGCGACACACUCGAGGUCAGUCCCUCUGUUCUGCUCAUUCCAUGUCUGUCGAGUCUUCCACUCUUCGCACGUCCAAAGCCGAGCAUGGGCUCGUGCUCGGCAGCCAGUGUUCUGUACCCCAAGGCGGCCAAGCGGAGCAGCCGGGUUCCCCAUCCAUUGAGGAAAUCGCGGCCGUAGAGGUGCCCGGGGAAACCGAGCCCCGCCUCCAGAAGCGCACAUUGCUCGUGGACUCGCUCAUCCGCGAGUGCAAGUGCGACUUGUCGAGUGACGAGUUCCUCAAGGCGGUGCGCUACGCUGGCCCCCUCGUGACCGUUCGUCGCCCUACCCCGGAGGAGUCGGUCUUCGACGCUCCUCCGGGCUACUUUUCCAUCCAUCUCAAGUCCCUUGAGAGCGGCUUCCGCUUCCCCCUCGAAUCUUUGGUCAUCGACUUCUUUAAGUACUUUGACUUCCUCCCGUGUCAAUUGGUGCGAAACUCGCACCGGUACUUGGCGGGGUUCUUGAUCCGCUGUCAGGAGAUGGGCGUGCGUGCCGACCUUGAGCGCCUACUGACCCUGUUCCGAGUGGCUAAGUCUUCCGGGUCGGAUGGGGGUUCUUUUGCCGCCCUCUGCCAGCGGCAAGAGAGACUUUUUAGGGACUUUUUAAAACCAAGGAGUCCAACAGGACUUGGAAGUCCAAUGAAUGACGAAGCUCUUGCCAAGUUCGGGUUCGUCUUCCAUGAUGAGGACGAGCCCAAGCACAGGGUCGUCCAGAGCCAGCUUGAGGAGGGGCCCUCAGGUGAAAUCAUGAUUUCCGCGGCCGAUCGGAAGAAGCUGUUCAAGUCUAAGGCGCGCGCGGUGUCCAGCCAAGAACGGCCUCCGCUCCCAACUCCCGCACCGUCUGCCGAGCAUGCCUGGGCGAGUAAGAAGCGCAAGGAGGUGAGCUCCUCGGCGGAAGAAGCUUCGCUGAGCGGGGCGAGGUCUCCACCCUCGCGCUCGGUGGACUGCGGGAACCCGGCCUUCGUGAAGGUGGCGUUCCCCCUCAAACCUUCGUUCUUGCAUGGGGACUAUGAGCCUCGCCGUUUUCUGCAGAGCUUCAUCCCUCCGCUAGACCGAAUGGAGAUAAGUUCGGCCGCCACGCAGGACCUCGCCUCCACUCUCUUGCUCGAGUUGGGCUCGGUGGCCAUGCGCGCCCCAGAGCAGGUGGAGCGCUUCGAGUGGUAUGUGGCGGAGAAGGCCAAGGGCGAAUAGGAGCUUCGGAGGCUGCAAGAGCACGUGGCUGGCCUCGAGGGGAAGCUUGGUGACGCGGAGGAGCGAGCUCGAGUUGCGGAGCUGGCCCGCAUUGCUGCUGAGGAGAAGGCGCGCCAUCUUGAUGAGGAAGCCGAGCAUGUAAUUGAGGCCUUUCAGACCUCCCCUGCGUUCGAGGAGGCGGCUCUCUCCCGCAUGGACGAUCUUUUGAAGAUCUGGGCUCAAACUCCGGCCGGCCAGCGUCUCCUUCUCAAAGAAGGGCAAGCCAACUAUUCCCUGGGG